CUUCCAAUGAGUGGGAAUGUUAGGGUUGAUGUAAAAGAACUGGGGGAGGCGCUGAAUUCAGCAUUAACAAUGAUGGAAACAAUGAUUUCCAAUAUUCAAAGAUUCAUGCCAAAGGCAGAAGAAACAGAUAUUUCUAUUUCAGAAUUAGCCAGAGUUGCUGGUGGGGAAAGAGCUCUUAUUGGAGAAUGUGGAUAUUUAUUGUCAAAGACAUACAAAUCACAGGUGGAGGAGUGCAGCUUAAGGGGCCAGCUAAUCCAACUGCAUUCCAUUUGCCAAAAGAAUAAUAAGAGUAUAGAAUAACAAGCAACUGAUAAUUCAAUUGCAAGUUAAUUUUGGAAAUACUACACAC
Molecule: messenger RNA, 349 nt
Organism: Abrus precatorius (Indian licorice)
Lineage: Eukaryota; Viridiplantae; Streptophyta; Magnoliopsida; Fabales; Fabaceae
Product: protein ENDOSPERM DEFECTIVE 1-like
Exons: 4
Coding region: 7-300 (97 amino acids)
Biological process (GO): spindle assembly; centrosome cycle
Cellular component (GO): nuclear microtubule; centrosome; cytoplasm
Molecular function (GO): microtubule binding
Source: RefSeq, a predicted model, not a curated record